UAAUUCCCACCGUGUCCUUUGGUUUUCUCCCUUCGGCUUCAGCUCACUUUCAAAACCCCCAAAAUCUCACGUUCCCUAACAAAAAAACAUUCUCAGUUUCAUCUCCAAAAACAAAACUACAUCUUCUUCAAAUCUCAACGAUGGCGAUUAUUUCUGAUAUUCAAGAAGAAGAAAACAACAAUCGUCAAGAGAUGCAGAAAAAGAAACCCUCGUCUUCUUCUUCAUCAUCAUCUCCUUCUGUUGGAGCUGAUGAUGAGGUUUUGAAAUCGAUUCUUGAUCGAAAAACUCCUAUUGGGGUUUUAGAAACUGCAAUUGAUUUCCUUCAAAGGAAAUCUGAUUUGUUCAAAGAUGAUGAUGUGGAGAAAAAGAUUUCUGCUUUGGUUAAAGCGGCCAAAGAAAAGGAGAAGAAAAAGAAAGCCGAUGAAGAUCAAGUGAAAUCCGAGAAGCGUUUGGCUGAAUCUGUUGCUAGCAAGAAGGCUGCUGUGCCAGAGAAAGCUGCUUCGUCUUCCGAUAGUAAGCCCGAGAAAGAAGAAUCUAAUCGCAGAGUUCCAAAUAAGGGUAAUGGCUUGGAUAUGGACAACUACUCUUGGACACAAUCCCUACAAGAGGUCACAAUUAAUAUACCUGUUCCUGAAGGAACUAAAUCGAAGUUUGUUGCCUGUGAGAUAAAAAAGAACCAUUUGAAGGUUGGGUUGAAGGGGAAGCCUCCAAUUCUAGAUGGGGAUUUCUUCCAAACUGUCAAGGUUGAUGACUGCUUCUGGAGCAUAGAGGAUUCAAAGUUCAUAUCCAUUCUUCUGACUAAGCAGAACCAAAUGGAGUGGUGGAAAUAUCUGGUGAAAGGUGAACCUGAAAUUGAUACACAAAAAGUUGAACCUGAAACCAGCAAGCUCUCUGACUUGGAUCCUGAAACUCGGUCAACUGUGGAGAAAAUGAUGUUCGAUCAGCGUCAGAAAAGCAUGGGUCUCCCAACAAGUGAGGAGACACAGAAGCAAGAAAUGCUGAAGAAAUUUAUGUCUGAGCAUCCUGAGAUGGAUUUCUCUAGAGCAAAAAUAGCUUAGAGGGGUGGCUGGUUUGGAGAAGUCUUCUUUGUGUCGGAAGUGUUGGAGCAUGGUGGCAGUAGUUUGAGUUGUCUGGCUUAAGUGGUGGUACAAGCUUUAGGUUCAAAAUGUGGGAUUCUGCUUAUGUUUUGAGAUAGAAACCUUUCCCUGCCAAAAUUGAGAGGAAUGCUUUACAGAUUCUCCGUAUCAAAAUUUAUAUUACAUCUUUUGCUUCCCAGAGUUUCUUUUUUUCUUUUUCUUUUUCUUUUUCUGGAGUAUCAUUGUUUAAUGCACCAUGUUUAGAGUUUCUAUUAAUCUAUCCUGGAUCUGAUGGGCGUUCCCAAGCUCUUCCCUUUA
Molecule: messenger RNA, 1394 nt
Organism: Papaver somniferum (opium poppy)
Lineage: Eukaryota; Viridiplantae; Streptophyta; Magnoliopsida; Ranunculales; Papaveraceae
Product: protein BOBBER 1-like
Exons: 6
Coding region: 141-1058 (305 amino acids)
Biological process (GO): protein folding
Cellular component (GO): cytoplasm
Source: RefSeq, a predicted model, not a curated record